Haemonchus placei is the source of this 258-nucleotide messenger RNA. Lineage: Eukaryota; Metazoa; Nematoda; Chromadorea; Rhabditida; Trichostrongylidae. The record is from the annotation of a GenBank genome assembly.
AUGUUAGGGCGCCGUCUAGCCACUUUGCUUAUCUCGGUCGAGGAACAACUCGCCGAUGAAGUUACGCAGAAGAUUCUCCAUGAAGCCUUAACGGAAGCUAUGGCCGCUCUGAGAGAGGUUACCUUCUACCGUUUUUAUCAUGUAUUUCGGCAAGGAGAAUUGGAAAGCCUCAUCACUUCGGUCCCGUCGAUGAAAGUGGUCCAGUCAUCAUUCGAACACGGCAACUGGUGUGUUGUAGUGGAAAAGACAGCCAGCUGA